UUUGCGCCAGUUUCAGUCAAUUUCAGGCGCCGGCAAAUUUUUACAAUUGUCACUCUACAGCGAGCAUUACAACGAACUUCCAUCGUGAUUCCACACCCAUCCACCCACAUACACACACACACACAUACACACACACUAAAAUCGACGAUCUCAAAAUAGCGCACGCCGAAAUUAGUCUCGCGUGGUUCUCGUUAAAGCGAGACGCAUCGCCAGCCAGUACAUUUCGAGGCGUCGUCGGCCGUCGAACAACGCCUUCGCACUCGAUCGUGUCCUGAAAUUAACAAUCGUUUAUCCCGUUGAAGAGAUGAGUCCGAAUCGCGACAACACGGAGACAUCAUAAGUUAACUUGAUAUCGGAAAGAUGUCGGCGGACGAAUCGGAGGCGGAAAUCGGCGGAUUUUUCCGCUCGAACCUGCUGGCGGUGCGAACGGCUAUUCGCCAAUCGGACUUCAAGAAAUUCGCCGCUCUCGAGCUGGAUGGCCAAAGGGUGGCUUUCCUCUUAAGCUACCCCGAAGCCCAUCAAUUGUCCCUUGAGGUGGAGAAACCGAUGACCAAGGACAACGAUGCUGCCGCUGAACUGAAGAACGUCGGGAACAAAUUCUUCGGCCGGGGCGAAUUCGCGAAGGCCUUGGAGACGUACUCGAACGCGGCCCUCUUCGCGCCAUCGACAGAACUAAGCGUCAUCCUGGCGAACCGCUCGGCCGCGCUGUACCACCUGGAGCGUCACGAGCACGCAUUGGAAGACAUCGAGGAGGCGUCGCGUCUCGGUUACCCAAAGGACCUCUUCUACAAGCUCGAAGAGCGACGUGCUCGGUGUCUGCUGGGCCUGAAUAAGCAUGACGAGGCGGUGGAGGCCUUCAGGCGCUCCCUCGGAGCCCUCGACGACGCCAAGGUAUCUUUGGAGCGCAAACAGAAGCUCGAGGCGGACAUCAGGAUAAUACUCGCGGUGAUGGAGAAGGGCAAGCAGCUGAACGAGACUGCGAGGGCAAGAAACGUCCAGCGAAUGAACAGCAGGCAGAAGCCGAGUGCGCGGAAGGUUGAAGGGGAGAGCCACAGCGUGUUCAUUCCCGAGAAGAAUAGAAACCCUUCGUAUCCGGCUUGCAGCAAAGCGGUGGCGAUCAUAGACGACGGCGGGGACGUGGGAAGGCACGCCGUGGCGACCAGGGAAGUAUCACCCGGCGAGAUCGUAAUCGUGGAGCGGCCGCACUGUGCCUCCCUGUUGGCGGAGAACAGGUUGACACACUGCCACCGCUGCUUCGCGAGGAUAUUCGUGCCGAUCCCGGCGAUUUGUUGCACCUGCGUCGCGUACUGCAGCCGUCGUUGCAGAGACGCUGACGCCCAGGUGCAUCCGAGAGAGUGCAGGCUGUUGCCGGUCCUGUGGAAUUCGAAGGCUUCGGUCACGUGUUUUCUCGCGUUGAAGGCGGUCACGCAGCGAUCCUUCGACGAAGUCGUGAAACUGAAAGGACGGCUGGGGGGUGCCGCGUUUAGAAUCUCCCCCGAGAACCCGUAUCUGGGGGACGACUAUGCGACGUUUUAUAAUCUAGUCACCCACGAGGACAAAAGGCUGCCCGAGGAUAUCUUCCACAGGGCUUACAUGGCGGCCUGGCUGUUCAGGCUGCUGAGAAGCAGCGAUUACUUGCCGGAACAUGUGAAAUCCGCCGAUUCGCCGACGAGCAGAUUAUCCGACGAGGAGUUGUUCAUCGCCGGCCUGCUGCUGCACAAUUUGCAAUUAUUGCAAUUUAAUUCGCACGAGAUUUCGGAACUGGUGAGACCGAAAGGGGAGACGACACUCGCCAAGGCCAAGAGUAUGUUCAUAGGCGGUGGUGUUUACCCCACAGUGGCGAUGUUGAAUCACUCGUGUAAUCCUGGUGUCGUGAGGUACUUCAUCGGCAUCACCAUGGUGAUUCGUGCUGUUCGUACGAUCAGCGCCGGCGAAGAGAUUUCGGAGAAUUACGGUCCCAUCUUCACAACCACGCCCGAGAAUGAGCGAAAGAGACGAUUGAGAGUUCAAUAUUGGUUCGACUGCAACUGCGAGGCGUGCACGGGUCAUUGGCCGCUUCUGGAGGAACUGGAUCCGACAAUAUUCAGGUUUAAAUGCGAGACCGGACCAUCCUGCGGCAACGUCUUGCCGAUUAGGAGCGACGCGAACGAAUUCGUAAUCAGAUGUACGAAGUGCGGUAAGAACACGAAUAUCUUGAAAGGCCUGAAAGCCCUGCAGGACACGGACGCGCUCUUCAAGGUGGCGUCGACGAAUCUUGAGGAGAGCCGCAAUGAGCAGGCACUGAAAGCCUACUUGGAGAUUUUGAAGCUGUUGGACGAAACGUUAGCGUUACCUAUCAGAGAUUAUCAUAUCUGCCAGCAAGGAGUCAGACUCUGCGUUCUUGCUUUAGGCAACAAGGCAUUUAUUUAAUUACAGCCGAAUCCCAGAUAUUCCCUGAGUAAUCAGUUUCCGAAAUUUCUAAAACUUCUCUAAAAAAAAUUAAAUCGAUUUACAAUCGUGCUCUUUUUGGAUGCACCUUUCCGUUGUCGUAUUUUAUCGCUGGUUCUCUUCAUAAAUAAAAUCAGUUUUUCACUGGUAACGUCUCGAGUGUACAAUGAAGAACGCCAGAAAGCUUACUCAGUGCUUUACACUAGUAUUUACGAAAUCGCGACAUAGAGGAAAUUCGGCGGUCUAGUUAUCGUUUACAAUUUAUUUGUCGUGUCUUAAUCCAUACAAAAUAAUCAUUGACAAUAUUACGCAUUUAACGAAAAUUUUGGUUGCUUCAGUUCUGCACAUCUGAUAAUAGUAACUCGAUAUUUAAAUGUUUAGUUCAAGGGAAAGUGAACGAUACCUGGUAUAUUGGUUGCUGGACUUACAUAAAACGCAUAUCCCUUAGCCUAAUCAUUUAUCUUGACGCACGCAUUGCCAGUGUGUGUAUGCAUGUGUGUGUGUGUGUGUAGACGUGUGAAGUAUAAAAGCGAGCAAUCAAUUGAGCGCUUGUGUAGAAUCGUGUGUAGAAUGCGUUAAUGUUGUCCGGUACGCUUACGCCUGAACGAUCAGAUAUCUCUUGUUCAACAAACAUACUCUGCGCAGCAAUAUUUUUUUCACGGAAACGCAUUUUUGACUUACGUAGCUAGUGCUAUGACUCGGUCCCUACCCUUUUCUUUUUUUUUUUUCUAAAAAUGCGAAAAAAAAAA
This is a messenger RNA of Dinoponera quadriceps, 3176 nucleotides long. Its product is annotated as SET and MYND domain-containing protein 4-like. The coding region runs from base 361 to 2409 and encodes 682 amino acids. The transcript is spliced from 7 exons. NCBI's taxonomy places the organism in Eukaryota, Metazoa, Arthropoda, Insecta, Hymenoptera, Formicidae. Gene Ontology annotation, molecular function: protein binding. The record is from RefSeq and is a predicted model, not a curated record.